This is a messenger RNA of Chaetura pelagica (chimney swift), 1942 nucleotides long. RefSeq names its product TRAF family member-associated NFKB activator (gene TANK). NCBI's taxonomy places the organism in Eukaryota, Metazoa, Chordata, Aves, Apodiformes, Apodidae. Bases 48 to 1472 code for a protein of 474 amino acids. The transcript is spliced from 8 exons. Gene Ontology annotation, biological process: canonical NF-kappaB signal transduction. The record is from RefSeq and is a predicted model, not a curated record.
UCUGCUAACUUGACCGUCUUUUCAGUGAUGAAACUAUAUUGGGAAUUAUGGACAAAAACAUUGGAGAGCAGCUUAACAAAGCUUAUGAAGCCUAUCGACAAGCAUGCAUGGAUAGGGACCAUGCUGCGAAAGAACUACAGCAGAAAACAGAAAACUACAUGCAGCAAAUACGUGAACAGCAGGAAAAGAUAGAGCUUCAAAAUAGCAUUAUUGCAAAACUGAAAUCACAGUUAGCUGCUCUGAAUGCUAAUAGAGGAAAUGUGCAUCCCUACAUUCUCAUCCAUGAAGACAUUGAAACCUCCAACUUAUCUUUCAGCCAGCUCUCUGAAAAACUGAAUAUAGCAAAGCAGAGAGAAAAACUCUUAAAGGAACAGUUAGAAAGUGAGAGCAUGAAGUUGAAGCAACUUGAGGACAAAAGCAAUCAAAAGGCAAGGAAGCUUAUAUCUAUCAUUUCCAACCAAGAAGAUAAAAUAAGAACUCUGGAAAUCAAAUUGAAAGAAUUAAAUGAAGCACAAAAGGGUAUACAGAUGCCAACAUAUAGAAGGGAGGUGAAAAGUAAGAAAGUUCUUCCAGAUAAGCCUGAAUUAUCUUUAGGGAUCUCUGGUAUUUCUCCUAUGCCUGAAAGGGAGAAUCUGGAGACUAUUUUCCAGGACAUGAAAGAAGAGUGUCAUCGAAUAUGUAUGCUAGCCAGAGAACAAACAAACCAACUGUGUAAAUUUAAGAUAAAGCCAGAACCUGAAACUGAAAUACAGUUUCCCAUGCCAAUACAGUGUACUGAUAAAACUGAUGAACAAGCAGAAGAGCUUUUUAAGCCUCGGGUUAUAAAGGAUAUAAAUAGAGGUGUAUCAUGCAUCACAUCUAUCACACCAAGAGGAGUGGGCCAAGAUGAGGACAACAACUCUGUAGAAUCACUUUCUAAAUUUAAUGUCAAGUUUCCACCUACAGACAAUGACUCUGCUUUCUUGCAGAGCACUCAGGAAAAACCAACAGUUCCUUGUACUGGUAUAGCUGAAAACAUGCUUCAAGAUUUUAACCUGGAGCACAGAGACCAAUUGGAGCCUAACUCAUUUGAAGCUCAUGGAGUUGAUCUCAUGACCUCAGCUUUACGAAGCUUAACUACUGUUGACAAAACAAACCCCCCAAAUCAUGCAAACAUGCCCAUAGAAAAUAUCCGUGACAAAACAUGUUUAAAAACAACAGACACUGAUUUCACAUUUUUACCUAAGCACACAAACCAGAGUAUACCUGAAGUAAUUUUUUCAUCUUUAGAAGCUGCUGGGACAACUGUCAGAGGUCCUCAUCAGCUCGUUUGGCAGCCUCAAGACAAUUAUUUGCUGGCACAAGCUUAUACAGACUCUGAACUGAAUCAGUGUGGAAUAUGUGAAUUCUGUCGAGAAGUUUUCCCACCAUCUAUAACAUCUAAGGAAGAUUUUCUUCGGCAUCUGAAUUCCCACUUUAAAGUACAGUCUUAAUAUAAGAUAAUUCAAUGGAUCACUGAUUUUGCAUACAUUUGACUUAUUUUAUUCAAUAGAUAUACUAAGAAUUUAAGAAUUAAGACUCCUUACAACGAACUCAUGACUGAAAUUGUUUGUCAGAUAAGCACAUUUUUAAUUGUCCUUUGACAAGGUAAAAUGAAACUGUAAGUCACUCAGUACUGUAACUCACAUUAUUGCUUGUUAUGCUUCUUGUGCUUCAAUAUUAGCUUUGAGAGUGAUGUUAAACACUUUCCCCCUCUCCCCCCCCCCCCCCCCCUUUUCCCAAAGUCAUUACUAUAUUUAUGAGUGUAAACUUGUAAACUUGCAGGAUUCAUGCCUUAGUCUGGCUGGGGAAACUAGUGUAAUGCUAGGAUUUUUUUUGUCUAUAUCCAGUUAUGUGUUUAUGUUCUCCUUUAAGUAAACAGGAAGAGAAGUAGGCUCUCACUUUUCCUUUCUUUAUAAUAUUU